This is a messenger RNA of Ostertagia ostertagi, 2199 nucleotides long. Lineage: Eukaryota; Metazoa; Nematoda; Chromadorea; Rhabditida; Trichostrongylidae. The record is from the annotation of a GenBank genome assembly.
AUGGCUCGCAGUCGUAGCAGAAGCAGAGAGCGCCGCCGACGAUCACGUUCCGCGGAGAGGAAGCCACGUGACAGAAGUCGUGAAAGAGAUAAGGAACGUGACGAUCGAGUAGGGAAACGAAGGCAUAGUAAGGAGCGGAGAAGCAGAAGCAGAAGUCCACAUGAACGGCGUCGUAGUCGAAGCAGAGAUCGUAAAAGUCGUGAUGACAGGCGAAGACGUGAUGACAAGGAAAGGCAACAUGCGCAAGAACCUAUCUCUCUUGAUCAGCUAGUGAAUUGCGAACAGGAUAUUUCGACGCUGAUGGGCUUCACAGGGUUCAAUACUACAAAGAAUAAAAAGGUAGUCGAUUGCGGAGAGUUCGGCUACUAUCAAGGGAGGCUCAUAUCGCUCGACGCUGACUCGAAAGACAUUGUGCUGGGAUCUGCAUUCAAGGAAGGUAUCCCUCUUGGCAAAAAUGUGACGCUGAAUGGUGCGCAAAUAGUGAGCCUAAAGGUGCUCAAGGCAGCACAGCAAGUUAUGGAAGCAAAUUUGGCUUCCACUUCAAAUAACCACGCGGAGAAAAAGGACACUCUUCAAAAACCAAACGGAGCGAAACAAAAUGGCCCCAUUGUUCACAGAAGCAAGAGUACAAUCGAGUUCAACAGCACGGAAGCUUCUCAAAAUCGGAAUCAAGGAGGUGGUCUCCACACACGGUCUGUGGUUUGGGAUGGUAGUUCUUAUGUAACUUCUCUUUCAUACACUAAAGUAACCCUAUUCAGCGCAACGACUGCUGUACAAAAUAAAUCAAGCAGAACUGCACCACAGAGGAAACCUAGCUCUGUCAGUUCUACUAGCGAAGAGGGGCAGUGCGUACCCCCGGAUGUUCGUUCGAAACCUAGAACAAGAAGUCGUCGAGUCAGAAGAUCUGAAUCAGAACAUAUCCACAGUCAUCCUGUAGGUGUGUCAGAAACGCCACACUUCCGUAGCUUUGAACCUCAAGUCCCGUUACCUCGCGAACUUCUCGUGGCCAAAGUGAAAAAUAGAGGCAAAACAAAAGGACCUAGCGGUAAUCCACUGCUCGACUCUAAAAAGUUACAUGGUAGAAUAGCAAACGGCAACGACGAGUUGGUCAAACCGAUCGAUUUUGAGUUACUCAAUACAGAUUUCGAUUUUGAUGCAAAUUUGGAGCAGUUUAAACGUGAGAAUUUGGAAGACGAAUAUUAUGAGUCAGUAGAGAAGCAGAAGAUGUCACAAAAUUUUGCCCACUACGAGAAUAUCAUCGCUGACCCUGCAAGGGUUACUUCAUGGACAAAUGUUGUUGGAGGUGGCAACCAUAUCGAAAAUUCGGAUAAAGCAAACGCCACUGCCAGGUCCCCCAUGGAAAGUUUCAAGCAUGGUAGCCUUAUAUCACUUAGGCGCUCCCCACCAAUUCGAUUUAUUUCUUUUUGUCCAAGUGGUUAUGAGACUACAUACGACGGUUUUCCACUACCUGUUUUAGAUGUGGCAUUGAAGAAAAAGUACUUGAGUGAAUGCUGCUCAACUCUGGGAUCUGAUGUAUACUAUUAUUUGGUCGCAGAUAGAUUGAUUAUGUGGCUAAUAGAUGUUGUGGGAAGGAACAAUACAGAAAAAUUUUGCAAGGCUAUGAUUAGAGGGUAUUUCCAUUCUGUAAUGAUUUAUAGGCUUGGAAUAUCGCUUGAUCGCACUGUCGUUUUGGCUUCUUCAACCACUCCUUUAAGAUUGGUCGAUCGUGUCCUGUCACAUCUCGAUAACAGAGGAGUGACGACUACUCUUUACGGGAAGUUUCCGAGUUUCGAUUUAGGCCUAGUCUCAGUGGUUGAUCGUGUUUCCAUGUUACCAUCUGCUCUUAGAGUAAUUAUUGUGCUUAGUGACGAGCUUACUUCCGAAACUCAAUCUUGGCUCGGAAAACAAACAAGUUCACAUGUUAUUUCACUUGAAUGUGCUCCUUCUGUGUUAGAUUAUCAUAGACUUCAUGUUUUAAUGUUGGGUGUUCUUACGUCGGGUGUGUAUACUGUUACUUCUAAUGCUCAACCUCAAGUGGGGAAGACAAGUUUUGCUCAACUGUGUGCAACAAUGAAAGCAAAUACAUUCAUUGAUUCUGCUGUUUGUGAUGUGGGUGCUCCUUUCUCCUGGAUUGCUGAGGAUGGAAAAGCGAACCUUCAACAGGCAUUCUCAACCACAUUAUUGCGCCGUCUUUGUUAG